Messenger RNA from Exophiala aquamarina CBS 119918, 1128 nucleotides. RefSeq lists its product as uncharacterized. The transcript is spliced from 2 exons. Gene Ontology annotation, biological process: spliceosomal snRNP assembly. NCBI's taxonomy places the organism in Eukaryota, Fungi, Ascomycota, Eurotiomycetes, Chaetothyriales, Herpotrichiellaceae. Gene Ontology annotation, cellular component: nucleus; SMN complex. The record is from RefSeq and is a predicted model, not a curated record. Bases 1 to 1128 code for a protein of 375 amino acids.
AUGUCUCGGAAACGCCGCAACACUUCGUCGCCCGAGGCCGACUCACCACCUGCUUCCAAACGGCAUAACAGGGACUAUGAAGCACCUGAGUGGGAUAGUGCAGACGAGGAGGAGUCGAAAGAGAAGCCCCAGCUUGAUGAAUACACUGGCCAAGCUGGCGCCUUUCCGGGGCUUGGAAAGGACUCUGAUGACCUCUUCUACGGGCCUGCAUCGGAUGGAAUAGAUUAUUUGCGAAUGGUUCGUUCCGAAGCGAGGGGUGUUCCACAUAUCUUGACGGUUCCGUCGACUCAAAGCGUUGGGUUCCAGAAACAUACGGUUUCGGUGCAGGGGAAUGGCGGAGGCGUCUACUAUGACGGCACAUACACUGCGCUUGCAGACCCUUCUACAGAGCAGGGCGAGACACCGCCAGACGCGCAAGAAUUCUACUAUGACGCUCUUCUCAAGCAAUUUAGAGUCGUACAAGCGACUAUGAGAUGCACUCCCCCGUUGGCGGUCCUAGAAAGUCUCGCGUCUUCAAGACUCAUAUCGUUUCCAGGGGAUUCUAGACAAGCGAGAGUCCAGUGGGAGGCCCUUGUCAGCACCGUUGACCCCCAUCCCGCCCAAAUUGCUGUCAUGGACCCCAAAUCAGUGCUGGAAUUGGUUACUCUUUUGAGGAAGAAGCUGAAUAUAUAUUUCAGCUCGCGGGAUGAGGGUACUGUAUCACGAGUAGGAGCAUGGCUUUGGGCCACUCUAGGCAAAUGUCGUGAUCGUGGGGAGUUAUCGAGCGAGGAGAUUGGUGAACUCCGGUUGCUUGCCCAGAGAGCAAUCGAUAUUCAGGCACGAUUCGACAUGGACUCCAAUCAGCACACCUCAAAUAGCGAUCUGGGUUCGCUAGAAAAUGACAUUGAUGAUGGUGAUAGCGAAGAUGAGCAACACCGAAGCGAGAGAACGCUGCCCGCGGAUGAAAAGGGCACUUUCUCGGCUAGACAGGCUGGCAGUGUUGAAGAGGAGCUUGGGAAGGCAACAGAACGGGACAGAUUGAUAGCCGCCGCUCUUGACAUGGUCAUCACAGUAGUUGGGGAAAUUUACGGGCAAAGGGACCUUCUGGGGUCGAGGAGAAAAUGGGAAGAGAGCAGGAUUCUGACAUGA